Paramecium octaurelia is the source of this 5593-nucleotide messenger RNA. The record is from the annotation of a GenBank genome assembly. Lineage: Eukaryota; Ciliophora; Oligohymenophorea; Peniculida; Parameciidae.
AUGAUCCUUUUUUCAAAGGAGUUCAUUUUAUUUCUUAUCCUUAGUUUCCAUGUCACUGCAAACUGGAGAUUAAUAGAUUAUAGUUUCACAGAUACUUUUAUUGAUGACAAUAACUGGAAGAUGUUUGGAUCAUGUACCAGUUAUUUGCCAAUCUUAUUUAAUAGAAAAAGUUGUCCUCAAAAUUCACAAACAUAUGCCUCUUUAAUAAGAUAUAACUAAUACAUGGAAAAGACAUUUAAUUAUAAGUGCUUUUCAGCUUAAGUAGUAUUUGAUGUCUUUUUUUUUGAAAUAGAUAACGUAGCUUCCCAUUUACUGGUUAAGUCUUAAACUCCAAGUGAUAGCUAAAUAAUUUAUGGGAGAAAUUAUUUGUAAAACGAUUUAUCUCAAAAUAGUCAAAACAUUUGCAAUAAUUUCUUUACUUAUUUUCAAUUACUUACAAUAACAAAUACAAUUUAUGAUCUCAACACUGAAAACUAAUUUCUAAUAAAUUUUUGUUUCAAAACUUAUUCAUUAUUUUCAGAAAUUGGAAUUAGAAACGUGUUAAUUUAUGUCAAUCCUUGUCAUCCAACAUGCUUAAAAUGUAACGGUCCUUUAAAAACAAAUUGCUUAACAUGUUUCGAUGGAUAGGUUGUAUCAGGUGGGUAAUGCUAAUGCAUUUCUGAAUAAUAAUUUUCUGAAACUUUUAUAGGUUGUCGUUAGGAAUGUAAUAGAGAUUAUUCUAUAGCUCGUAAUGACAAAAUUUGUGUGUAAGACUACAGAAUUAAAUCAUUAUUUACAUUCUUUCAAAAUUAAGCAAUUCCUAUAUCAAAUGAUAAUAGGUAUUCUCCUUUUAUUUUCAUAACAGACAUAUUUCAUCCUAAGAACAGUGAUUUAAUUUAUAAGGAUUGUCGUGCAUAUGAUUUUAUUGGCGAAUUGUAAUUUAAUGAAGGGAUGCUUUACUAAAUGAAGUUAUAAGAUUCAGCUAAAUUUCUACGAAUUCGUCUUACUUUUUAUUUAUCUAAUUUGCAAGGUUCAAGUAAGAUUGAAAUCUUAAAUGAUAAUCAAAUAUAAUCUCGCAUAAUAAAAACUACAACUGAUUUAUAGUAUGAAAACUUAAAUGAAAUAUUUAAACAGAGUAUUUGCGGGGGUAGUUCUAUUUUGCUAAGAAUAGAGAUGAUUUUUAAAGUCUUUAAUUCUAAUCCGACAAUCAAGAUUUAAGGAUAACUUUAACAAGCAAGUGAGUUUUGGGGGUUUAACAAUGUCACGAUUGACAUAGGACUUUGUUAAUAGAAUUGCAAGAUUUGUCAAGACUUUUCUAAAUGUGCAUAAUGCGAAACAGGUUAUUAAUUAUAUAGAAACUAAUGUGUUUAGAAUUGUCCUAUUCAUUCAAUUAAUUGUGUUGAUUACGAGGAUAGCAUACCAUGUAAAAUUAAUUUGAUAUCAUUUCUUAGAUUCCAGAUACUUGGCGAAAGGAUUUUAUAAUUUAAAUAUGACUCUCGAUGAGAUAGACUCUUUUUAUGAUACUGUUACAAAUCCAACAGGUAAUUUUGCAACCAAUUAAAAAUUUUCAAUUUUGAACUAUAAAAUUGUAUUAGGAGGUUUGUUGGUAUGGAAUGAUGGAUCAUACAUCAAGACAUGGACUAUUCAAAAGCCUCAUUAUAGAGUGUCGAUAUAUUUUAAUGUAAUUUAUGGGAACAGAUAUACUGGAUAGUUUUAUUAUCGGAUAGGUACUACUAGCAGUGCACUUCAAGGACCUUAUUCUGGAGGAGGAGGCAGUCUAUUUUAUCAAAUCAGUUUUUAGAGCACCAAUAAAAUUAGUUUGGACAAUUUUAUUUCUGACAAUUUAUACAUAGAACUUUUAUGUAAAACCUCUACUCCAAAUAUUAAUGAAGGUUUUUGUGCUAUAUCAGACUAUUUUAUUGUUGUCCAUUAUGUAAUAUUUUAUCUUUAUGUUAUAAAUUAGUGUCCUCCUUUUUGCUAAUCUUGUGAUGGUUCAGGUGUAUGUUUAGUAUGGGAGACUAGUCAUACUAGUUUAAGUUCUGAUUGUUAAAGUAAUUAAUAUUUGAAUUUUGAUCAAUAAACAGAAACCUAUAGUUGCAAAUAUUGUGAUUAGAUUUGUAGAACAUGUUUGAGUGAAGAUGAAUGUUAAUAAUGCAUUAGUGAUUAAUUUUAGGUAAUUAAUGGAAUUUGUUAAUGUAAACCAUCCAGUUUUAGAUAAGGAACAUUGUGUUUAUAAUGCAAUAGAUACUGUGAAAACUGUUUUGGUAUUACAUAAUACGAUUGUGUCUCAUGUAUUAAGGAAUUUCACAGAAGCAUUCAAUACAAUUAAUGUUUAUGUUAGCCUGGGUAUUACGAUGAUGGAAUUAAUCUACCAUGUCUUCCAAUAUGUGGAGAUGAAAUAGUAGUUGAAGAAGAAGAUUGCGAUGAUGGUAACGAUGACCCAUUUGAUGGAUGUGAUUAAUGUUAAUUUAAGUGUUAAGAAGAAUGCAAGCGUUGUCAUUCUGGUAAGUGUUAUCAAUGCAAGGAUAAAUAUUAAUUAGUUGAAUCAAUCUAUAUAUGUAAACCUAUAUGUGGGGAUUUGGCAAUAGUCAAAAAUGAAUAGUGCGAUGAUGGUAAUAGUAAUGCCCUUGAUGGGUGUCAUAAUUGUUAAUUAUAAUGUUACAAUCAUUGUUUAAAAUGUAAUUUAGGGAUUUGUGAAAAAUGUGAUGAAAUUAAUGGCUGGUAUUUAACAGGUGCUAAUUGCGAAUUUGUAUGUGGAGAUGGAAUUGUUGCUUAGGGACAAGAACUAUGUGAUGAUUCAAAUUCGAACCCUUUUGAUUUAUGCAAUAAUUGUCAAUAUGGAUGUUCAUAAUAUUGUCUGCAUUGCUAAAAUGGAGAUUGUCUUAAAUGUGCCAUAGGCUUUAAAUAUGAUUAUUAUACUAGAUAAUGCGCUUAAAUUUGUGGGGAUAAUUUAAUUGUAGAAAAUGAAUAAUGUGAAGAUCAGAUGGUCUCAUAUCUAGCAUAGUGUUAAAAUUGCUAAUUUAAAUGCCAUCCAAAUUGUAUUGUAUGUAAGUUUGGUCAAUGUCAAUAAUGUUCGAUAGGCUAUUUUUUAAUAGAUCAUUAAUGUAAAGAAAUUUGUGGAGAUGGAUUAACUAUUGGAACUGAGGUUUGUGAUACAUCAAUAAAUGAUCUCAAUUCUAAUUGCUACGGUUGUAAUUAUAACUGUAUAAGUGGCUGUUUGAUUUGUAAUUAGGGUAUAUGUCAAAUUUGUUAAGAUGGAUAUUUCUUAGAUUAAUUUUUAUGUAAACCCACCUGCGGAGAUCAAUUAAUUGUUGAGUCAGAAUUGUGUGAUGAUGGCAAUUUAAUACCGUAUGAUGGAUGUGAUGGUUGCAACUUUUCAUGUGAAAUUUCUUGCAGUUUGUGCGAAUUUGGUAAAUGUAUAUAUAAUAAUGACGAUCCUAUUUCAUCCACUUUUGAUUGUACACCAAAUUGUAAACUAUGUGAAUAACAGAAUAUUUGUUCGGAUUGUGAGGAGUAUUUUCAAUUAAUUAAUAAUCAUUGCGUUCCUGUUUGUGGAGACGGUAUUAUUAUUGAAGGCUUAGAAGAAUGUGACGAUGGAAAUAAUUUACCAGAUGAUGGGUGCUAUCUAUGUCAAUUUUAAUGCUCAAAUGGCUGCGUCGAUUGUUAACAAAGUUAAUGUAAGAAAUGUGAUGAUGUAUACUACACUUUGGACAUCUAAACAGCUAAAUGUUUGGAAAAGAUCUAAGAUUAAACUGAUACUAAUGUUGAUCCAUCAAUCUUAGAAUAAUAGCAAUAUACAGUUUUAAGAUGUGGAGAAAAUCAAUUACUAGUUGAUAAUAUAUGUGUGAAUUAAUGCGGAAAUGGAAUACUGAUUAAUCAGUAUGAAGAAUGUGAUGACGGAAAUCGUAUUGGAGGAGAUGGAUGCUCUUCAUUUUGCAAUAUUGAAAAUUCUUAUAAAUGUGUGAAUUAAGAGGGAUCAUUAAGUUAAUGCACAUUUAUUAGAUCACCAGAGUUUGUUAUCAAUAUUUUAUCAGACAAAAUGAAUUCAACGUAGAUAUUAGAAUUGACUUUCACUUAAGAUGUUAGAUUAUAGACUGAAAUAAAGUUUGAUGAACUAGUGUUUUUCACAAUAGCUACUUAAACUCAAUAUUUAUUAACCAUCAGUCACAUUUAAAACAUCUCUACUCAUUUAAGCAGUCCAAAAUAUUAAAUCUCAAUCGAAUUUCUUGAACCCAUAAAAGACCCUAUUCUAUAAGUUGAUAUAGAAAGAUCUAUAAUACAGAACUAAUUUGAAUAAGAUUUAUAAGAUUAUUAAAAGACCAUCCUUCUAGGAACUCCUUUUGUCUUACCUGAAAGUUCAAAACAAUAGUUGACUUCUAUCGUUGAAAUUAAUGACGUUAUGAUGUAUACCAUGGUAAGUGUAUCAAGUUUGGCAUUGUUAACUGGAAAUGCUGUUAUGUUCUUUAAUUUGCUCGAUUUAUUAUAAUCCCUAUCUUAUAUCAAGUUUAUGCAAUAUCAGUUUCCACCACAUUUAAAAGAAUUUCUGGAUACUUACACAAAGGUUUCAUUGCAACCAAUUAUGAACUAUUUUCAAGUAGAUUAAUUAUUGGCAAAUUUAAAUGGAGGUACUCUUCCAUAUUAAGUCAGCAAUAAAUCCCCAUAAAAACCCACAGCAAAUGCUUUAAAUUAGUUUUACUUAAUCAAUGCAAAAAGUUGCUAUUUUUCUGUCUUGGCAUCGAUAUUAACUUAUCUAAUAUAUUGUGUUAUAGUGUCAGAUAGUGUUUAAAAAAUCUUAUUUAAAUUUUACAAUGAAAAAAAUCCAAAUUCUAAAAUUCUAAAAUGUAUUGAUUUUUUUUAAGAGAAAAUUCAGAAAAAGUGCUUAAAAUUGAAGUUUGAAUAUUUCUCUUUAGGUAUAUUUAAACUUUAUUAAGCGAUUUUACACUAGCUUAUUUUCAGCACAUUAUUACAAUUUCCAAACUAUUAAUUUAAUAGUGCAUUUGAAAUUUUCAACAGCAUUAAUGCAAUGAUGGGAUUACUUUUUGUCUGUUUUGUGGCUUUCAAUUUAUUUACAAUUACUUCCGCUGAAAUCAAAGAUUUAAGGAAAUGGAAAUAUUUUUAUUUUGAAUCGAAAACAUCGUUUUGGUAAGUUUAAUGUAAGUCCUUCUAAAUUUACAGAGUAUUGUUUUACAUAAUGAUUAUUGUUCAAUUAAUGAAUUAUCCUGAAGCAUAAUCAAUUUUACUCUCUAUGCUAUCAUUUUUCUAUUUGAUUUACUUAAUCAAAUAUAAACCAUUGUAAUCUCAAUAUGAACUUCGAAAAUUAAUUUGUAGAGAGUUGCUAGUAAUGUUAAUAACUGGAACAUUUCUAAUUUAUAGUUUUGAUUUUAGUUAAGAUAGUUAUAUGCUUUUUGGUUGGGUACAUAUAGGUAUGUUUUGCUCAAUUUUAGCUUCUAACCUCUUCAUCGACAUAUAUGUGUAAAUCCACAAAAUCUAUGAUAGUUAUUAACAAAAAAAAAUUAAAGAUAAAAAUGAAUAAGAGAGAAAAUAUUUUUAUAAUCAAUUGCAAAAUUUUCUAGUAAAUGACCAAAAUUAUACUCUGCAAAAUAGGCAUAAUUGA